GUUUUUACCUUGUGCAGAUGAUACAAAUUCCUUCAACGUAUAUUCCCAGAAAAUUGUCUCUCUGAGCAAAAACCCUAGAAAAAUCCUAAUCUCCGUCUAUCAGAAAAGGAUGACUGGUCCGAACACUGUUUCAGGUGAUGAACAUCGUUCGGACAUCGAUGAGAGCAAAGUCAAAGCACCAAACAUGUUCGAACGAGCCAAAGAAGAGAUCGAUGCUGUUAUUGGUGCUAUUCAUCAACGCAAGAGUUCCAAGGACGAAUCUGAUAAGAUGGAAUUCAAAUCCGAGAAAGAAGAAGAUGGGAAGAAGAAACCGAAUGUGAUCAGAAAGGCCAAGGAAGAAAUCAAAUCUCUGUUCCAUUCCAAGGAGAAACCUCAUCGACAUCAUCACCAUCAGCAUCACAAAGAAACUCAUGGAAGGAGUGAUGAUAUCGAUGAGAACACGCCCGUGAAUGAAGUGAAAGCUCCUAAUGUUUUCGAGAGAGUUAAUGAAGAAAUUGAGGCCGUCAUUGAAAACAUCCAUCCCAAGAAGAAUGAGGUUGACGGUUCUGUUUCUCCUAAGCGUUCUCGGUCUGUCUCACCGGAGAAGGAAAGAGCUGGACUCGGAUGCUCUCUUGGAAAGGGGUUGGAAAAGAUUUGUUCUCCUUGGGGUAGUAAUAAAAAAGACUGAAGUGUUUAUAUGAUUGAUCAUCAUGAACUUGUUUCCUAGUUGUUGUGAUAAGAUUUGGUUGAGUUUCAGUGAGUUUGUUGAUUUGUAGGUACUCUGAAUUGUUAUCCUAAUAGACCAAAUCUUGUUUUAUUCUUGUUUCAGUCUUAGCUUGUUUGUGGAUGUUAUGGGUAUAACUCUGUUCCUACAAAAUCUCAGACAUAUUAUUCAGAUUUUCAAAGUUCC
Molecule: messenger RNA, 889 nt
Organism: Eruca vesicaria subsp. sativa (arugula)
Lineage: Eukaryota; Viridiplantae; Streptophyta; Magnoliopsida; Brassicales; Brassicaceae
Source: the annotation of a GenBank genome assembly